AGCUUUCGAAUGAGACAGGUGAACAUUGUGGGCACCAGUCCUCCCAGUCUACCUUCCAGGAAGAUACAGACACUUCAGGCCCCUCCUGAUAUGUUCCCAGCAAAUGUGACCCUCCGCACAGCCAGUCAGACCAGCUUGUGGGUGCGCUGGGGGCCUUUACCGGAGAUAGCGUACAAUGGAAACCCAGAGUCUGUGGGCUACAAGAUCCGCUACACGAGGUCUGAUGGCAAAGGAGAGUCGUUAACUCACGUGAUUCACGACCGCAUAGAGAGGGAGUACACUAUUGAGAACCUGGAAGAAUGGACCGAGUACUCUGUGCAAGUCGCAGCGUUCAACUCCAUAGGGAUCGGACCCUGGAGCCCCGCUGUGGUCGCCAGGACCAGGGAGUCAGUCCCCUCCUCUGGACCCGGCAAUGUCUCCGCUCUGGCCACGACAUCAAGCAGCAUAUUGGUGCGCUGGAGCGAGAUCGCAGAGGCCGAGAGGAAUGGCCUCAUUCUGGGGUAUAAGAUUCUUUAUAAAGAGAAGGACUCGGACAAUCCACCUUAUUUCUGGUUGGUGGAAGGAAACGCCUCUCGCAGUGCCCAGCUGACCACCCUGGGGAAGUACGUUCUGUAUGAGAUCCAGGUCUUGGCGUUCACCAGGAUAGGAGACGGUGUGGCCAGCACCCCGGCUAUUCUAGAGAGAACUCUGGAUGAUGUUCCGGGUCCCCCAGUCGGAAUCUUGUUUCCCGAGGUGAGAACGACAUCUGUCCGCCUCAUCUGGCAGCCGCCAGCGGCCCCCAAUGGCAUCAUUCUGGCCUAUCAGAUAACUCACCGGCUCAAUACAACCAACGCCAACACCGCUACUGUGGACGUUCUAAACCCGAGUGUCCGGCAGUAUACCGCCACUGGACUGAGGCCGGAGUCCGUCUACUUGUUCAGGAUCACCGCGCAGACUCGUAAAGGAUGGGGAGAGGCGGCCGAAGCGCUGGUGGUCACCACGGAGAAGCGAGAGCGUCCUCAGCCACCCAGCAAGCCUGGGGUUGUACAGGAAGACGUGAAGUCACGGACUGUCCUCCUGACGUGGGAACCCGGAAGUGAUGGCCUGUCUCCCGUCCGUUACUACACCGUCCAGACCCGAGAAUUGCCCAAGGGGCGUUGGGUUGUCCACUCCUCCUCCAUCAGUCACAAUGCCACCUCGGCUGUCGUGGAUAGGCUGAAACCUUUCACAUCCUACAAGUUCAGAGUGAAAGCCACCAAUGACAUCGGGGACAGCGAAUAUAGCGAAGAAUCGGAAUCCCUUACAACUCUGCAGGCUGCUCCCGACGACUCUCCGUUCGUUAUUUCGGUGACGCCGCACACGACAACCUCGGUGUUAAUUCGCUGGCAGCCGCCAGCAGAAGACAAGAUCAACGGAAUCCUUCUGGGGUUUCGGAUCCGCUACCGCGAACUGGUCUACGACGGGAUGAGAAGUUUCACUGUGCACAACAUCAAGAACCCGGACACCAAAUGGGCCGAGCUGACCUGUAAGAGCAGCAGCAGACUGAUGAGCUCAACUCUGUCACUCUGCUCUCUCUCUAAUCUGAACAAGCACAAGCGAUACGAGAUCAGAAUAAGCGUGUACAACGCGGUCGGCGAAGGACCGGCGAGUGUCCCCCAAGAGGUGUUUGUGGGAGAAGCAGUGCCCACAGCUGCACCGCAGAAUGUUGCCAUACAGACUGUCACAGCGGUACAGCUGGAUGUGACAUGGGACCCACCUCCUCUGGAAUCACAGAAUGGAGACAUCCAGGGAUACAAGAUCUACUUCUGGGAAGCUACGCGGAAGAAUGAGACUGAGAAGGUGAGGACGCUGUUUCUGCCGGAGAGCGGGGUGAAGCUGAAAAAUCUGACGGGGUACACCACCUAUCUGAUCAGCGUGGCGGCAUUCAACACGGCCGGAGAUGGUCCCCGCAGCCAACCCAUCCGAUGCCAGACUCAGCAAGCAGCUCCCAGUGCUCCAGCGUCCAUUAGAUUCAGUGAACUGACCACGACAUCUGUGAACGUAUCCUGGGACGCUCCUGUGUACCCCAAUGGAAUUCUGGAAGGGUACAGGCUGGUGUAUGAGCCCUGCACCCCAGUGGAUGGAAUUAGUAAGAUAGUGACAGUGGAUGUGAAGGGGAACAGCCCCCUGUGGAUGAAACUGAAGGACCUAGCUGAGGGAGUGACCUACCGCUUCCGGUUACGAGCAAAAACCUUUAUCUAUGGACCGGACUUAGAAGCCAAUGUGACCACCGGACCCGCGGAUGGAGCGCCCGGACCUCCAGGGGUGCCAUCCAUCUCCCGAUACGGCUCCUUAAUCGCCAUCCAGUGGUCAAGCGGGGAUCCAGGAAAGAGUCCAAUCACCAGAUAUGUUAUAGAGGCCAGGCCCUCAGAUGAAGGAUUGUGGGACAUUCUCAUCAAGGACAUCCCAAAAGAGGCAACGUCAUACACCUUCAACAUAGACAUCCUGAAGCAGGGCGUCAGCUACGACUUCCGCGUCAUCGCCGUCAAUGAUUACGGAUAUGGGACCCCCAGCCCACCGUCUACAUCUGUCGCAGCCACGAAAGCCAACCCCUUCUACGAGGAGUGGUGGUUCCUGGUCGUCAUUGCGCUCAUCGGCCUCAUCUUCAUCCUCCUCCUGGUGUUUGCUUUGAUCAUUCGGGGACAGAGCAAGAAGUACAAAAACAGCACGCUGGGUCACGGCGAAAUGGUGAGCCUCGACGAGAGCCGCUUCCCGGCACUAGAACUGAACAACCGCCGGCUGUCGAUGAAGAAUUCUUUUUGCAGGAAGAACGGUAUUUACACAAGAUCUCCACCCCGUCCCAGUCCUGGAAGCCUCCAUUAUUCAGAUGAGGACGUGGCCAAAUAUAACGAUCUCAUUCCUGCUGAGAGCGGAAGUCUGACUGAGAAGCCCUCGGAGGUAUCCGACUCACAGGGCAGCGACAGCGAAUACGAAGUGGACCAGAACCAGCAGAAGAGCCAUUCCUUUGUCAACCACUACAUCAGCGACCCCACCUACUACAACUCCUGGCGGCGGCAGCAGAAGGGCAUAUCCCGGGCGCACGCCUACAACUACACCGACACCGACCUGGAGGACUCUGAACAAUGUAUCAUACCCAACAGCAACAGCAGUCAGCAGGGCAGCCUGUACAGGUCCAAACCCAGUCGGACUCCAACACCUCAGCAGGCCCCGCCCCAACAAAACCCCAUAUACCGCCCGCCCAGCAGCCUGGCCCCUACAUCCCGGGCCCCCAUCGCUGGAUUUUCAUCCUUCGUUUGAUGACAAACCUUGCACCGAUGUACCGUUGUUUCUUUGAAUUUCAAGA
This is a messenger RNA of Nanorana parkeri, 3322 nucleotides long. It is a transcript of the gene SDK2, whose product is annotated as sidekick cell adhesion molecule 2. NCBI's taxonomy places the organism in Eukaryota, Metazoa, Chordata, Amphibia, Anura, Dicroglossidae. Gene Ontology annotation, molecular function: protein binding. The transcript is spliced from 22 exons. The record is from RefSeq and is a predicted model, not a curated record. Bases 10 to 3276 code for a protein of 1088 amino acids.